Molecule: messenger RNA, 2890 nt
Organism: Empidonax traillii (willow flycatcher)
Lineage: Eukaryota; Metazoa; Chordata; Aves; Passeriformes; Tyrannidae
Gene: PPEF1
Product: protein phosphatase with EF-hand domain 1
Exons: 16
Coding region: 265-2130 (621 amino acids)
Biological process (GO): detection of stimulus involved in sensory perception
Cellular component (GO): cytosol; nucleus
Molecular function (GO): protein binding; iron ion binding; protein serine/threonine phosphatase activity
Source: RefSeq, a predicted model, not a curated record
UGCGUGUAAAGCAGACGUGAUAACCACUACACUAUGGAACCGCCACACGCGUUAACGGCCGCGGCACUGCCCCUAUCGACGAGACGCCGGCCGUGCUUCCUUCCCUCGGAGUGCUAGGAAGAGCUGAGGAACCCAGACAGGUACAGUCCUCAUCACUGAAGGACCAACCCCGGAAAUGUGUGGAAUGCCAACAGCUGAGAGGAACAUGCUCCAUAUCCGCAUUUAAAGCGGCAAUUAAAACGGAUAGGCAGCAGCACUGGAACCAUGGGGUGCAACAGAUCUGUACCUGACAGAAAGUCAGAGAGAGUCAUUAAAGCUGCCAUCCUCAUCCAGAACUGGUACCGCUCCACAAUGGCCCGGAUAGAGAUGAGGCGCCGCUAUUCUCUGAGUAUCUUCCGGUCAAUCGAAUAUGCUGAUGAACAAGAUCAACUACAGCUAUCCCAGUUUUUUUCAUUCAUGUUGGAUUACUGUACUAAUCCUGAUUCAGGUAAGGAUAAACAUAAAAGUAAUGUGGAAUUUCUGUUUGAGAAACCUGAUCUGCUUCAUCCCUACUAUGUACUGCAGCUACUAUGUGAAACUAGGAGAGUUCUCAAAUUGAUGCCAAAUAUCACCUCUCUUUCAACUUCCUACUCCAAGGAUAUAACUAUCUGUGGAGAUUUGCAUGGAAACCUGGAUGAUCUUUUGCUGAUAUUCUAUAAGAAUGGUCUGCCUUCAGAACAAAACCGUUAUGUCUUUAAUGGUGAUUAUGUUGACAGAGGGAAAAAUUCUAUGGAAAUACUUAUACUCUUAUUUGCAUUUUUUCUUAUCUAUCCCAAUAAUAUAUCCUUGAAUAGAGGAAACCAUGAAGACUACUUGAUGAACAUGAGAUAUGGCUUCACAAGAGAAGUUUCGAAUAAGUACAAGGAACACAGUCCGCAGAUUUUGUAUCUUCUGCGAGAUGUCUUUAGCUGGCUACCCCUUGCCACUAUAAUUGAUAAAAAAGUUCUCAUCCUACACGGAGGAAUUUCAACCACCACAGAUUUGGAUUUCCUGAAGACACUCAAAAGAAAUAAGUUGAAAUCUUUGCUACGGCUGCCCAAGUCAACAAGAGGCAGACAGGACCUGAAGGAGGGAAUUUCCACAGCUGACCUCAGUAAACACACUGCCAAUCAGAAUGAUUUUGGGAAGGCACGCUCUGACUCUUUAUCGGUCUCCACUGAGCCUUCAGGCUCCAUUUUGCCUCUGGGCCCCACUGAGGAGGAAUGGAAACAGAUCCUUGAUAUUCUCUGGAGUGAUCCAAGAAGCCAAAAUGGCUGUACACCAAACAAGUGUCGAGGAGCAGGCUGUUACUUUGGUCCUGAUGUCACUGCCAAGAUCUUUAAUAGGUAUAAUCUGAAGAUUCUCAUCAGGUCUCAUGAAUUUAAGCGGGAAGGUUAUGACAUCAGUCAUGGUGGGAAGGUUAUCACUAUCUUCUCUGCCUCUAACUAUUACGAAGAGGGGAGUAACCGGGGAGCGUACGUCAAACUGGACCCUGAACUAAUUCCUCGGUUUGUACAGUUUCAAUCCAGCAAAUACACACGCAGGCUGAAUGUUCAGGAGAGGGUGGGUACAAUUGAAUCAUCUGCCCUAAAGUCCUUACGAGAGCUGAUUUAUGCUCAUAGGUCUGAACUCAUUAGAGCUUUUUCACAAUACGACCCCAGAGGCACAGGCAACGUUUCUGUCCAUGACUGGGCUGCAGCAAUGGAGUCUGUCCUACAUCUGGAGCUGCCCUGGAGGAUGCUGCGGCCUCACUUAGCACAUACGAACCUGGAUGGAGAAGUUCGAUUCAUGUCAUGUUUUUAUGAUUUAGAAAUGGAUCCACCUAUAAAAGAGGCUCAGCCAGCUUUGGUGGAAACACUGUGCAGAUACAGAAAGGAUCUGGAGAUCAUCUUUAACAUCAUGGACAAAGAUAACUCAGGUCUGAUUUCUGUUGAGGAGUUCAGCCAGACAUGGAAACUCUUCACCUCUCACCUGGGCAUUGAUGCACAGCAUGACUCUUUUGACAAAUUAGUCUUGAGUAUAGAUAAAAACAAAGAUGGCCAAAUUGACUUCAAUGAAUUUUUAGAGGCCUUUCACGUUGUUCACAGAGUUGAGGAAAAGGCAAACUCAUGAAAAGGCAGAACUUGUGAGCUGUCAUGGAAGCUCACCCUCCUGUCCUUGGUCAUAAAAGGGCUGCUCAAUACGAUAUGAUACGAUAUGCACUGAGGUCACCGUGUAAGCCUUUAUGUAGUCCCUGCUGGAUGACAUGUACCUGCUACUAAUGAGACAGAGGAGAUGAAAACCCACUGCUUACAGCAUUACUGUGUCACUGCCACACACUGCCAGUACCUUAGAAUUUACCCUCCCUCAUGUCCCCCAUUAAUCUAAUCUGGGAACACUGCCAGGGUCACACCUUCAAUAGUGUAGGGAGAGACUUGGGUUUAUUUCUCUCAGUGGUUCUUGGCGACAGCUGAGGGCAUUGGUGACCGCAUGGAACAGAUCAGACCUUCCUUGGUUAUGAAACAGGCACAAGAGAUGCUGUCUAUGGAGUAUCCAGUGCAGGAAAGGAAAACAAGGAAGAACCAUCUGGUUCAAAUAGGUUUUUCUGCAUUUAAAUUUGUUCUUUGCAUAAUGGACUGGAACUAAAUUAUUCCAGGUCGCUGUCUAUCUUACCAGAAGUUUACAGACACAACUUACAGUAUCUUGGUUGAAAGGUGUUUACACUUGUGCUAGGUUUCCUCUUAACACUGGUAACUUUUUGCCGCAUUUUUUGAAACUUGGAGAUAAGAAACAGUCAUAACUCGUCACCGUAAUGAAGGCUAAAUCCAUAGCAUGUUAAUGUAUCAUACAAAAGAUCACAAAAUAAAGCUUUAGCUUUCUGAGUAAUGUCUAA